AUGUCAUCUCUUCUCUCGUGUUGCUUUCCAAGAAAGAGGCGAGAGCGGCGGUUAUGGCGACAGAUCGAAGAAGAAGCCGACAAGUUGGAUCAGCUCCCAUCAUGGGACGCUCCCGACAAUGUGUUGAUGCUGCAGGCCUUUGAGUGGCAUGUACCCGCCGACCAGGGCCAUUGGCGUCGUCUGCAACGCGCCCUACCUGGGUUCAAAGACAUCGGCAUCGACAACAUCUGGAUUCCUCCCGGAAGUAAAGCCAUGAGCCCGUGCGGCAAUGGCUAUGAUGUCUACGACCUGUAUGACCUGGGAGAAUUCGACCAGAAAGGAUCGCGGGCUACCAAAUGGGGCACCAAAGAGGAGCUGCAGUCUCUUGUAGCCCACGCGCAAGAUCUUGGGAUGGGGAUCUACUGGGAUGCGGUCCUCAACCACAAAGCCGGGGCUGAUUUCACAGAACGCUUCCCGGCUGUCAGGGUUGACCCCCAGGACCGUAACGUGGAGAUAUCUUCUCCAGAAGAAGUAGAGGGCUGGGUGGGGUUCAACUUCCCCGGACGUGGUGACCGGUACAGCUCGAUGAAGUAUCACUCGCACCACUUCAACGGUAUUGAUUGGGACCAAGUGCGUCAAAGGAAGGGCAUCUACAAAACCCAAGGACACGAUUGGGCCAGGGAUGUGUCCUCCGAGAACGGGAAUUACGACUACCUCAUGUUCGCGAAUCUCGACUGGUCUAGCGAAGAGGUACGCAACGACGUGCUGAACUGGGGACUGUGGAUCAACGCCCAAUUGCCUCUCCGUGGGAUGAGGCUCGAUGCCGUCAAGCACUACUCGGCUGGUUUCCAGAAGGAGUUCAUCGAUCAUGUUCGCGCGACGAUGGGGCCAGACUAUUUCAUAGUGGGCGAAUAUUGGAAGGGUGAGACCAAGCCUCUGCUCGAAUAUCUAGAGCAGAUGGAGUACAAGCUGUCCCUGUUCGACGCCCCCCUGGUUGGAUGCUUCUCCAGCAUCUCGCAGACACGACGCGCGGACCUCCGAACCAUCUUCCACGACACCUUGGUCCAAAAGAAACCAGAGCAUGCCGUCACAUUCGUCACCAACCACGACACCGUAAGCCCAAUAACCCCCUUCUUCAAACCCCUCGCCUACGCUCUGAUCCUCCUCCGCGAACACGGCCAACCAUGUAUCUUCUACGGCGACCUCUACGGCCUCACCUCCGACGUCAAACACCCCAUGACGCCCUCCUGCGGCGGCACACUUCCCCGUCUCACACGCGCCCGCAAGCUAUACGCCUACGGCCUGCAACAAGACUACUUUGACAAGCCGAACUGCAUAGGCUUCACCCGCCACGGUAAUCGCACCCACCCCUCCGGCCUCGCCUGCAUAAUGAGCAACGCCGGCCCCGCCAAAAAGCGGAUGUACGUUGGUCGACGCCACGCGCAUGAACACUGGACGGAUAUUCUGGGGUGGUGCACUGCUCCCCGGACGGUGGUUAUUGAUAAAUAUGGCUAUGGGGAUUUUGUGGUGCGGGCGAUGAGUGUGAGUGUUUGGGUUGAUGGGGGGGCGGAGGGGAGGGAGGGGAUGGACAUGGGGAUGGGGGAGUUGUAA
Molecule: messenger RNA, 1590 nt
Organism: Aspergillus heteromorphus CBS 117.55
Lineage: Eukaryota; Fungi; Ascomycota; Eurotiomycetes; Eurotiales; Aspergillaceae
Product: alpha-amylase
Exons: 6
Coding region: 1-1590 (529 amino acids)
Biological process (GO): carbohydrate metabolic process
Molecular function (GO): hydrolase activity, hydrolyzing O-glycosyl compounds; calcium ion binding
Source: RefSeq, a predicted model, not a curated record